GAAAUGGCAAACAAACCGCCAAAUCAACCAAACUUCAUUGCUACCUGUCGCGACGGUCUAUUCUGUCAAAGGUGUAUUUGUUUACACACAAGCCAGUGGCGGAAUCUUCUCCUUCCUUAACGCAUUUUUGUUACAAUCGAGUAAAAAGUUUCACAUAUUUUAAAGCGUAUAUGGCCUCAAUUGCCUAAGCUAUAGAGAUUUGAUUCGCUGUAUCGAUGGCACAGUCAUCUUCCGGCCCGACGAAAACGAUGCUAGUAUGGCUCGACUACAGCCGGCACAUGCUGAGCACGCUGCAGGACAUUUACGCCGACCAGCAGUACACGGACUGCCGGCUGGUGGUGCCCGACGGUGAGCUGUACGCGAACCGUCCGAUACUGAGCAUGGCGUCCGGGCUGUUCGAGGCAAUCUUCACCAGCAUGGUCACGCUCACGAUGGACCCGUCCACGGUGCUCAUACCGGACAUGACGUUCGCCAACCUGCAGCGCGUCGUGCAGUUCAUCUACACCGGCCGGGUGACGCUGCAGCCGGACGAGGUCGUUCCGUUUAUGGAGGCGUGCGGGCUGCUGCAGCUCCGGGGCGUCGAAUGUUGCGGCAACCGCACGAUGGGCAUUUACAUUGACGAAUCGGGCCCGGAAGCUACGGCGGAGGACGGUGAUCCGUUCGCAACGGCCCCAGAAACGGAUCCGCUGCACAUCGACCACACCCGGUACCCCGGGGCGGUGGAAAAGGCUGAGCCGCCACCAUUAAAACUUAUUGAGCCGAAUCUCGAAUCUACGAGUGAGCUAUUUCCGGGCAAUAUCUGCAAAGAAGAGUUGAUGGUAUCGGACGAGGACAGUGCGGAGGAGGAGGAGGAGGAGGAGGGUGAUAAAAGUGACGCGGGCGAGGACAGCUCGAUGGACGACAGCACGGACAGCGAGCAGGAUGUGGAGCGGUGGAUGGCGCUGGUGAAGGAGGUUGGAGUGGUCGACACGAGCCACCCGGGAGCGCCGAACUUCACGCCCUACCAGAACUGUCUGAAGCAGGCCAUCGUAGCGGUCAUUAGCGGGAAUGUUUCGCCCAGAAGAGCGGCCGCCCGGUACAACGUACCCGCGAGCAGGCUGGUGCGCUGGACGCAGAAGGUAAAGCGAGCGAUGAAAAAGAAACCAGAGACGGUAACUGCCAAUGUGUCGCAGAUGGUUGCCGCAUACAUUGACCGGAGCAUACAGGAGUUCAAACAGCUGCUGGAAACGAGCGAUGCGGACGAACGUGUCAGCUUGCUGAGCGACCCAUCAAAUGUGCUGAUGUACGACGUGCGGAUUAUGCUCGCGAUCCACGACAUCAUGUACACCGGGAUAAGCCUGCGCGAGGCGGUAACGCGGUACAAAAACAGUCUCGGUUUGCUGAGAAACCGGCUGUACAAUCUAAAGAGUCAGCGAAUAACGAACCAUUUUAAGUCGUUCGGCAUCAGAUUGAAAAGUGCGGACAAACAGACAAACGAGCGACAGGCGGCAGGGAAGAAGCGUCGAAGGUUUGAGACGGAGUCGGGGAAGAUUUUGAAAACAGCCGAUCCCUCCCGGUACGAGGAGAGUGUGGCCAAAGCGCUGGAGGCGAUUGGUUACGGUCUAUCUAUCCAGCAAGCCGCAAACCACUUUCGCAUACACAAAAGUGCUCUAUGGCGGCACGCAAAGGCCAAGAACAUAACCUUUCCGCAGGAAAGGACAGUUCUAAGGAAGAAAGCAGCGACAAAAAAAGUUAAACCGAGCGGUGGUGGUUCAAGCGCUGCCUCCUCCUCCGCUACGAACAGUUGCCCCGUAGUGCCGAAGCUGGUACCGUUUGGAAGCACUGGAGCCGUCACCACCGCCGAGCGCGUUAGGGAUCGUGCAGGAGGUGGUGAGAUCGCUCUAGCACCGGCCAGUACGGCGGCUCCUCCGAUUGCUGCGCCGAGUUUGCUUCCCCUGCCCAAGUUGGUUCCGAUUUCGAGCAGCUCGCUGCCGGAGUACGAGGAGCGGAUGGAGGCAGCAAUAGCUAUGAUAUCGAAUCAGAAAAUGAGCUACCGGGAAGCGUCGGUAAAGUACAACAUUCCCAAGGCAACACUGUGGAAGAAGAUAAGUAAGAUGGAGCCGAAGAAAAGCACCGCAAACUGUGCCCGCCUGUGGUUUCUGAGUAAAAAGCGAAUAAUGUCCUGCACCUUUUCACAGCAAAUGGCGAACAGCUCCUGCUUGACGUGGCUCAACUUUCGCGAGCACAUGCUAAACACCUUCUGCGGAAUCUACCGCACGCAGCAGCACACCGAUUGCCGCUUGAUCGUACCCGACGGUGAGCUGUACGCGAACCGUCCGAUCCUGUGCAUGGCAUCCAGCUUCCUGGAGACGAUUCUGGACGGUCUGCCUACCAUCGGUGCGGAUAUGGUAACGAUUGUAAUACCGGACUUGACGCUAGCGACGUUACGCGCCGUCCUGCAGUUCAUUUACACCGGGGAGGCAAGCGUACGGUCGGACGAAAUGGCAUCGUUUGUGGAGGCCUGCAGCUUUCUGCAGCUACGCGGAGUGCGUUUUAUCGCGAAUCAGAUUGUGGGCAUACGAUUCGGCAAGACUGUUGGUAUGGUGUCGGAGGAGCUUAUUCCUGCCAGCGAAGGUUUGGAAGCGACGGCAUGCCCAAGGCAAGAACUGUUCGUUGCGCAAGUGGAGGAACAGGCAGAAGAGGAUGAGGAAGAGGAGGAACAAACAGAAAUGCCCAUAACACAAUCACAGGUCCAACCUGUUGAAUGCUUCAUUCCAGAAUCGAGCGAAUCCGUCCAAGAACACGUUGAAGGUAAUGAAAUUGUUCAAGUCGUGUUGAAUAUCCCAUCAGAUGCGACUCCUGCCUGCGAACGGGAAACCUCUCAAUGUGUAGAAAUUCCACAGGAACGGUUAACGCAAGCAAUUGAAGCAAUUAUAAAGGACCACGAAAGCUAUGAAAUCACAUCCGUUCCGUGUGCAAUCGACACCACCGUCCCAACCUCGUCGGAAACACAUACAACGAACCUUCCGCCGUUCGAAGAUGAGCUGGAACAAGCAAACCCCGAACCAACACUAUCCGACCCUGCCAGUUACGAUGCACGUCUUGCGUUAGCGAUGGAUGCAAUCCUUCACCACGGCAUUAGCUACCGGAUUGCCGCCAGGCAGUAUAGCAUCGCUAAAACGGUACUGUGGCGCAAGGCGAUGAAAAUGCCGCGACCGGUUCGGGUCGGCUCCCCGAAGCUGAGCGCUCAACGGCGGGAAGCGAUCGAUGCACUGAAAACGGGCGAGAAGCUCGCACACGUGAGCCGACGGUUCGAGAUUCCGCUGUCGACGCUGCACCGGGAAAAGCAACGGCUGUACAGCAAGGGCGCACUGCCGAGCAAUGUGUCGCUGAAGCUGCGCGGUAAGGAUGAGUCGGUGCGGAAGCGGUUGCAGGAAGCGGUUGGUGACUGUGUGGCGGGCAGGAUGUCACUGUCCGAGGCAGCCCGGACGUACGGCCUACCGAAGACGUCCAUCUGGCGCAGGGUACGAUCGCUACAGACCAGUGGCUGCAGUAGUAGCGGAAUGAAGGAGGAUAAUUCUGCAAGCGACGCAAUGGCAGAGCGACCGAAUCAAUCGGAAGAGGCUGAGGUGGAGGUGGAGGAGGAGGAGGAGGAGGAUGAUGAUGCUAAGCUAACGAUGGGGGGCAUCCUGUUAAGGGGGAGUGAUACGCUUCAGGUUGGGGCAGGAUAUAUGUCCGAUGAGAAUAUUUCGGCGAGCGAUUUAGCGCAAUUAAGGUAUCAGCUGACCUCGAACUAUGACGAUCACGUAUUGCAUGAUAGUUUAUAAUAAAAAGUAACGAAGAAACUAGUGAA
Anopheles arabiensis is the source of this 3832-nucleotide messenger RNA. RefSeq lists its product as uncharacterized. The record is from RefSeq and is a predicted model, not a curated record. Gene Ontology annotation, molecular function: DNA binding; protein binding. Gene Ontology annotation, cellular component: nucleus. The transcript has 3 exons. Gene Ontology annotation, biological process: regulation of transcription by RNA polymerase II. The coding region runs from base 216 to 3806 and encodes 1196 amino acids. Lineage: Eukaryota; Metazoa; Arthropoda; Insecta; Diptera; Culicidae.